AUGCUAAAGCUGUUAAACUCUCCGUCAUCCUUGAAAAUCGAUUCCCUUGAGGCUGAAUUUGAGGCGACAUAUUUUUUUUUCCGGGAGAAUCAGAAUAUAGUCUUAUCAUAUGACAAUUUUGUAGCGAAUGUGGUGCGAAAUUCGCCUCGUGGAAAUCAACCGUUAAUUGGUGCGCUUCAUGUUUCUACAGGGCCUGUUUGCUGCCUUGUGAAAUGUAUUUCUGCACCCUUUUACUUAAUAAAUGACACCUUUUUCAACUUUAACUUCACAGUGUCAAAAUGUGCAUUGGAUCUAGUUGACGAUGAAAAGUGUCAAACCCCUUUGCACAAAGCAGCCUCGCGUCAAAGAAGAACCAUAUGCCGGAUGCUAGUAAACGCGGGUGCCUCGCUUACGAGAAAGGAUCACGUGGGAAAUACUCCCAGAUUACUAGCUCUGAAAGCCAAAGAUAGCGACCUGGCAAAAUUUCUUGAAAAUCAAGAGAGACUGCAAAUAAUUGCUUCUGAUGAUCAUGAGACAGCCGUGUGAUAUCAUCAGCUAUACUCCAGAUUUGCAUUACUCGAUUGCAGACUGCUAGAAUUUCAUUCCAUGAUCAUUAUGCUCUACAUGCAUCUACCCUUUUGUUCAAAAUGGUCCCUUUUUUAUUUUUGUAUUGCAGUAUUUUAAAACAGCAGGAAUGGCAAAAGAAAUAAAAGCGUCGUGUAAGAAGGGCUGGGGCAAAUGUCUACCUUAGCAUCAUACGGUCGUUAGUUUUGAGUUUUGUCCUAGAUUAACCAUUUAUGUCAAUCGCAUCUUAUCGAAAGGUUUUAUUUCGGUUCUUGUGUCACUCACUAUUCAAUAAUGUCAGAUAGUCCAGCAUUUUUAGGCUUUGUCUGAAAAGCAUUACACUUUAAAAGACAUUCCUUUGCAAAUCUGAAGCCAUGGUGUUCCUGAACAUCUGUUGUAAUAUUUUUCAAUAUACUGGGUCCCAAGGUUUAAUUUUUAGGAGCUGUUUACACAUGUCCUGACCAGCUCUAAGCAGCCUAAGGGGCAAUUCCAUUUGUAUGCACUACUCCUUCGAAUAUUUACAUGAUAUCAGCAGUCAAUUCAGUUCUUCCAACCCUGGUAGCCUAUCAGCUAUGUAGGGCUGGCCUGCUGAGACGGGUUCUCUUUUCACUAAAUUUGUUUAUGUAUUGUCGGGGGGACUCAGUCCAUGGUUUUCUAUGCGCAUUGAAUAGUUAGCCCAAGCUAAUUUUCUAGCGCCAAACCUAAUGCCGAUGCUAUUGAAUUGUUUUUCUUGGGUUAGGCCAACGCUACCUGGUUGCUACCUUUGUUUUUGUGUGUAGAUAACAAUCUGCAGCUGUCCUCCCGUCCCUAACAAAUGUUUAUAUAGGCCUUGAAACUGUUACUGUUGUCGCAAUAACAAAAACACAACGUAAUGCUAUCUCCAUUUGAUUGGACCCACGGUAAGCAGCGGAAGAUUAACAGUAACAGAGUAGCAGGCUUCUUCAAUUUUUAACAGAGUAGCAGGCUUCUUCAAUUUUUAAGAUUAAAUUUUCCUACUAUUUAUCUCCAUAAUGGUCAGGUUAUUAUGAAACCAAAAUUUAUCCCCACGAUCUCAGGCCCCCUUGGAUAGUGAAUCUUGAGCUUACAAUUGAAACUGGCUCGGGUGGGGUUAACCUUCCCCUUAAAGAAGCUGUCCUGGGCUCUUAUAAGCGUAAAUAGGUUGCUUUUUUGGGUUGAGCUGAACAGGAAGCCAACCCGGGCUCGUGUAAACGACGUUAUGGUAACAAUCUGAGUUUAAGGUGAAUCGAUUCGGUAUUUUAAAUGAAAAUAUGAAGCUCGUUUGAUAAGCCUAUGAAACCAACUAGAUUUGUAUGAUAUACUGGAAGAUAAUCGCAUAUGUUAUAAGCUACGUAGAAGCAUCAAAGAAAUUAUUGUCACUUUAAGCACACUUUGCGUUGCUUUUGUUCGAAAUUCUUUUUAAUGCUGGUAGAUUCAAUUUUUACAUUCCUCAGUAGAAUAUUAAACUGUUCGUAGUGUAUAUGCUGAUGAUACAGUAAAAUCUAGCUAUAUUAGAAUUAUUUCUUCUGAAAAUGAUAAUUUUAGAACGCAAAA
This is a messenger RNA of Rhopilema esculentum, 2094 nucleotides long. The record is from RefSeq and is a predicted model, not a curated record. NCBI's taxonomy places the organism in Eukaryota, Metazoa, Cnidaria, Scyphozoa, Rhizostomeae, Rhizostomatidae.